Humulus lupulus (European hop) is the source of this 1326-nucleotide messenger RNA. Its product is annotated as protein ALP1-like. The transcript has a single exon. Bases 1 to 1326 code for a protein of 441 amino acids. The record is from RefSeq and is a predicted model, not a curated record. Lineage: Eukaryota; Viridiplantae; Streptophyta; Magnoliopsida; Rosales; Cannabaceae.
AUGAUUUCUCAUUAUGGUAGUUCAUCUUAUUUGGCAUCGUCUUUUUCUUCUUCAGAUGAUGAUGAUUAUUAUGAUGAUCUAGAAAAACAAGUGGUAUGUCAAAUUACUGCUAACAACAAUUUUUGUAUCGCUCAACACCAAAAUAACGAAGGGUCACACAGGGGCUCAAUUCCAAGUCAUAUAGUAGUCAACCAUGACCGAGAAAAUGCUGAUCGCAAUCUCUUCAACGACUAUUUUGCAGAGAACCCUCGACUUUCUGCCUCGAUGUUCGGCCGAAGAUUCCGAACGGGUCGUGCUUUAUUCCUUCAUAUUUAUGAUGUUGUACAAAGGCAUGACAAUUACUUCGUCCAACGAAGAGAUGGACUCGGUAAGCUUGCGUUAUUGGGUCUACAAAAAGUAACAGUCGUAUUUCGAAUGUUGGCAUAUGGUGUACCGGCAGAUGCUACCAACGAGUACAUCAAAAUAGGAGAAUCUACUGCUUUGGAAAGUUUGAAACGAUUUUGUCGUGUUGUUGUCGAGGUCUUUGGAGUCUGCUAUCUCCGAUCACCUAACGCUGAUGAUGUUGCAAGGCUACUACACAUUGGUGAAAGUCGAGGUUUUCCAGGAAUGUUGGGUAGUUUAGAUUGUAUGCAUUGGAAAUGGAAAAAUUGUCCUACGGCUUGGGGAGGACAAUGCGCUGGUCUUAUUGGAUCUCCGACUAUUAUUCUUGAAGCUAUAGCUGACUAUGAUCUUUGGAUAUGGCAUGCAUAUUUUGGUCUACCUGGAUCUAACAAUGAUAUUAGCGUGUUGGAGGCGUCCCAUCUUUUUGCUGAUCUUGCCGCGGGUGUUUCUCCACCCGCUAAUUAUGUCAUUAAAGGGAAAGAGUAUAAUAUGGGUUAUUAUUUAGCCGACGGUAUAUAUCCAAAAUGGUCUACUAUUGGUCAAACCAUUCGUGAGCCACUUGACCCGAAGAAACAAUUUUUUUCUCGAAAACAAGAAGCAUGUAGAAAAGAUGUAGAACAUGCGUUUGGAGUAUUGCAAUCAAGAUUUUCCAUUGUGGCAGGACCAGCGCAUCAAUGGAAUAAGAGGAUAUUACAUGAUAUAAUGACUUCAUGUAUUAUUAUGCAUAAUAUGAUAAUAGAAGAUGAACGCGACUUUAAUGCACCCAUUGAAGAACAGUUCGAAGUGCCAAAUCCAGAAGUUGAGAUGGUGGGUAAUGACGAUGCUCGAUUUCAAGAAUUUCUAGCUCGACAUAGAAAAAUCAAAGAUAAGGAUGCUCACACUGCACUUCGAAAUGCAUUAAUUGAAUACUUGUGGGACGAAUAUAGUAUCGGAAAAUUAGUUUAA